UUGGUGAACGAUGCCAAGAAGACACAAGCAGACCAAAAGGCUCAGCUUCUUCGGUUUCUGCAGUGGCAGAGCACUCCAGGCGUCAACCUCGUACAGAAUGAAACAGAUGCCGUCGCCUGCUGCUUGUCAUUGGGGACCAGGGACCUGUACAGCAUCCUGGACAACUUUGGUUCUACGGCCCUUGCGCUUGCCUGUAGAUGGGGCAUGCAGCAGCUUGCACAAGUCAUUCUGACGACUGCCGCGCUGACUCAGGAGCGCAGCGCUUAUGUGAACAAGCCCAACGACAUGGGAUGGACGCCCCUUCUGCUGGCAGCGCAAAACGGUCACCAUCUCAUAUGCGAAGACCUGUUGCUAGCGCAGGCCGACCCCAACCUUCCCACUGAAGGCACUCGACUGUCCGCACUUGCUUUGGCUGCCUCCUAUGGACACGUGAACACUGUCAAGCUCCUGCUGGAUCUGGAAUGGACGAGGCCACCAAUGAAUCGAGCUCAUCCCUGGAUGCUCUCUUCCGAUGGUCGCUCAGCCUUGCACUUUGUCCGCGAGCGGCUACAAUCAAAAUUGAGAUUGGCUGGUGAUGCAGAUGCAGAGGCUCUGGACAACUAUGGGAUUCUGAAACCCCAGCGCACUGAACUUCCAGAGGACUACAAUAACAUUGAGCGAAUGCUUAUUCACUCAAUGCGGGUGGUGCCACCUCCCCCGGGAUUUGAGGCUCAGGUGCAGGAUGAAUACCUUGACGUCGGCACAUGGCAUCAGAUUCUCGAGGAGCUGGAUCUAUUGCGCAAGAAGCCUGCCAGGAAAACACUCCACAGACGUUGA
This is a messenger RNA of Symbiodinium pilosum, 816 nucleotides long. The record is from the annotation of a GenBank genome assembly. NCBI's taxonomy places the organism in Eukaryota, Dinophyceae, Suessiales, Symbiodiniaceae.